UGGUCUGUAGCGUCUGCUGGGAGUUCUGGCCCGCGUGUUCACACGCCGCUCAACGGAGGGAGGGGACGGGGCAAACGGGCACACUGCUGUGCGCUUGCUUGAUGGAGGUGAUGGCAAGUGCAUUGGUGAAAAUGGCAAAAGUGCAUGUGUGCAUCCGAGCUCGGUUCUUGAACACAAGAGGGGGAAAAUGGAGGUAAAUUGGGGUGGGAAUGGAAUACGGGCGGUGCUGCUGAUUGACGCAUGUAAAAUUAAUGUGCUCUGGACUUUGCAGUUGCACAAGAUAGGAACUUGUUAAUUUGGCAAAGUAGGGAGCCAACCCACUGACCGAACUCUACACUAUCUCCCCCCUCUCUCCAUCUCUUUCACCCUCCCUCUGUCCCUGCCUCCCUCCCAUUCAGCCCUUCAAGCGUGCGUAUUGGCUGAGCGAUCGGGCACCCGGUGCCAAAUAGGUGGGCUCAGCUUCGCGCUGGCACACUCUGAAGCAAUGGAUAGGAAAAGAGCAUGGAGAGGAAGAGAGAGAUAGAGUUGGAGAGGAAAAUUGGAAAAAAAAGAAGCUUCUAUCGGGUUUGCCAGCGGUCGUACAUGCUCUUCCAACAUUGAUUCGGUUCUCUCGUUUUUUUUUUUUCGCUCUCCAUUCGCUUCUCUCUACCCCCCUUUCUGUCUCUCUCUCUUUCUCUCUGUCUAUCUCUCGCUCUCUGUGUGUCGAAUGCAGAGCACGCAUAUCUGAACAAACACCACUUACUGCUUUGCCAAACAUUUUUUCUCUUUGUUGCGGUAUUUGUGUAUUUAUUUGUGUAAUUUUUUUCUCUAACAGUGAGUACAAUACUUUUUGAUUAUGAGCGAUUUCAUUGUCCGCUUUCUUGUGUUCAUAUGUAAUAUUUAAUUUUUGGUGUUGGUUUUUGCAAAAUACCCUUUUUUUCUCUCUCUUGUUUCCCCUGUUCUGUGUGUUAAAUAUUUCUCUCUUGCAUUUUUUUGUUUUUGUAUCUCCAGAGCUGUCACUGUUUUACUUCUCCAAGAUUUUCAUAAUUUUUCUUCUCACCUCUUUGACUGGACAUUUUUACAAAAUUUGUACUUUUUGAAAUUUUUCCCUUUUUUUUAUUUUGCAACAAUAUUAAAAACUCUGAUAUUGUGCACUGAAUAAUCGGGGCAUGUAAUGUCGAACUGAGUGUGAAGAAGACAUUUCACUCGUUUUUCCACUCCAAUCGACCAGCAGGUUUAUGAUGAAAGUGCAGAAUGGAUGAAUUCCAUCCCUUCAUCGAGGCUCUCCUCCCGCACGUGCGGGCGUUCUCCUACACCUGGUUCAAUCUCCAGGCCCGCAAGCGCAAGUACUUCAAAAAGCACGAGAAGCGCAUGUCCAAGGAUGAGGAGCGCGCCGUCAAAGAUGAACUCCUGGGCGAGAAGCCUGAGAUCAAGCAGAAGUGGGCGUCGCGGCUGCUGGCCAAAUUGCGCAAGGACAUCCGGCCCGAGUUCCGCGAAGACUUCGUGCUCACCAUCACGGGGAAGAAGCCGCCGUGCUGCGUGCUGUCCAACCCCGACCAGAAGGGCAAGAUCCGCCGCAUCGACUGCCUGCGGCAAGCCGACAAGGUCUGGCGCCUGGACCUGGUGAUGGUGAUCCUGUUCAAGGGGAGCCCUCUGGAGAGCACAGACGGAGAGAGACUGGUCAAGUCCCCGCAGUGCUCCAACCACACCCUGUGCGUGCAGCCGCACCACAUUGGAGUGUCCGUCAAGGAGCUGGACCUGUACCUGGCCUACUUCGUCCACAUGCCAGAGUCUGGGCAAUCAGACAAUUCCAAUCAACAAGGAGAGUCGGACAUCAAACCCCCACCAAACGGACAUCUGAGUUUUCAGGACUGCUUUGUGACUUCAGGGGUGUGGAACGUAGCCGAGCUGGUACGAGUGUCUCAAACCCCUGUUGCAACAGCAUCCGGUCCUAAUUUCUCUCUUGCGGAUCUGGAAGGUCCCGGUUACUACAACAUCAACCAAGUAGCACUCAGCAGACGUUCACUUGCCUCUCCUCCAUCCACAAGGUCUGAGGUGGAGCUGUACGCCAGUCUUCCUCGGAGCUCUAAUAAGCGUAAGUCUAUAGAUGACAGUGAGAUGGAGAGUCCUGUCGAUGAUGUCUUCUACAGUCGUUCUCCGGCUGGCACCAGCUCCCAGUCCAGCGGCUGGCCCAAUGAUGUCGAUGCAGUUGCAGUGCAGCACCAUUUGACGAGUGUUCAAGAGAGGAAGAUAAAACAUGAAAAUGAUGGUGUGCAGUUUCCUUACCAUGGGCUGUCCUCUCCUGGGUCUCUAAAGAAGCCAGCGGGGAAAUUCGAUUUCAGCGCCCUGUCAGCACAGACGAGGUCCCCCCGAAUGGCCUUCACACACCACCCGCUGCCCAUGCUGGCAGGCGUGAGACCAGGGAGUCCGCGUGCCUCAGCCUCUGCCCUUCAUUUUCCUGCUCCCUCCAUCAUCCAGCAGUCCAGUCCAUACUUCACCCACCCCACCAUCCGCUAUCACCACCAUCAGGACCCACUCAAAGAGUUCGUCCAGUUCGUCUGUGCUGAUGGCUCAGGGCAGCCGGGGGCACAGCCUAACGGGAGCGGUCAGAGCAAACUGCCCGGCUCCUUCUUGCUGCCUCCUCCUCCGGUAGCGCGGCCGGUGCCGAUGCCCCUCCCCCUGUCCGAGCACAAACCCAGCCACACACACCCCGAGAGCGGAGGCGGCUCUCCGGCCUCGCCCUCAGCAUACCCAGCGCCAGGCUCCACAGCUUCCAACAGGUUUGUCGGCAUCGGAUCACGGGACAACAACUUUCUGAACAUCCCACAGCAGACUCAGUCAUGGUUCCUUUGACGAGACUUUUCAUAAACCACACAGACACACAUCCACAAUGAAAACUGGAAAUGGAGUCACAAAGCUAAGUAUGGAACUUUCCCACACGCCCCCCUGUAAAGUCUCUCUCACACACAAACACAUGCACAAAUACACACACCAUUCCCCAAACCGCUGACACCCUCUUUGGAUCGAGGGAUCUGGAAGACUUAAGCAUUACCCUGCCAGUCUGGACAGCUCAGAGAACCAAACAAAGGAACGACAAACCGACAUCUUCGUUGUGUUCUCGAGACAUCCAGUGCAUUGACUGAUCCCAUCUACCGUUCUUUAAUUUGUUCAUCCGCCAGUCAUAUGCAAUGGUGAGGAAAUCCAUCUCUUCCUAGUCAGAACUCUAUUCAUGAAAUCAUUGACAUUUGAAAUGGACAUGUAACCUGGAUGAUGCCGGACACGUGUGAUUGGAUGGAGCCUUCUGAUUGGCUUAGGCUUACACUUCCGAACCUGGAUUUCCUGAUUUCAGUGACGCCCUCCAGUGCAGUGUGAACUCGGCGUCCUCUCACUGUUUACCAAGCAAUAGACUGAGCGAAACAACAGAUAACACUAAUGUGAUUAAUGAGAAGGGAUAACAGAAGCUCUGUCCUUAGAGUCAGGCUAAAACACACAGAUGAGUACCAGCAGAGCAAUACACACACGUCACGUCAGCGACAGCACUACACAAAAUCAUAUAGAGCAGACAGACAGCUGAUCACAGGAAUGGGAAGGGGCAAGCACGACUGACUUUAAUAUCAAGCUUGUGACUCAAACAUUUUUCAUUUAGUAGUGUUUAUGAAUUAAAAGGCCAGUGAUUUGAGUCAUAAAACCCAUUGGCAUGAACUAACGAGGGUUUUUAGCGCAUCCAUCACUGACCUCUUCACUACCAUGAGUGCUUGUGCAUCAUAUAUAUCCUACAGUCAGCCCUGCACACAAGGGCUUCUUCUGCUUUACUUUGCAUUUGGUUUUGCAGUACUUUUUUAUUUUUGUGGAUGUCAAAAAAAUUACAAUUCAGGUCAUAUUACCCUAAAACCAAAUUAAGACAAAAAUAUGAUUUAAAGAAAGCUUAUUUAAUUAAUAAUUAUUUAUUGCAAAAUGGUCAAAAAAACCAAACCCAAUAAAAAUAAAUAAUAAAUAAACAAUAAAAAUAACUUUUUCAUCCAUAAUUUACUUUUAGUAAUUUACUAAUGAGAAUUAUGGAUGAAAAUGCUUAAUUGUCAUAAAAAAUAUUGUCACAAUGCAAGCAAUCUCAGUGAGCCAAAAAUAGGAUUCAAUUUCAUUUUGUAAAAUAUUAUUUUUUUAUUUUGACUGUGCUAUGUGACCUGGUUGUGUUUUUGUGACAUUCACCCUUUCACUUGUGUUUGAUUUCUGGUUUUGUGCGAUUUUAGUUUGCAUAACGUAGCUAGCCGCUUCUGCUCCAGCUGACCGAACUGCAUGUGGAAUUGUGCUUUUUUGUUUUUCGAGUUACAGGUAAAGAUCAGCUCUCCUUCAACUAGAAUGUGACUAACAAACAGACAAUCUCAAGUUUUCCUUUUAGAGCUUCAUUAAUUCAAUGUUUUUGAUGGCUAUUAUAUCGACAGUGCUCUGCCCUUCCAUCACUUUACAGUUCGUUCAUAACUUUACUACAGCUUUUUUUUCCUGUUUCGGUACAGCCUAACUCGCACGACAAUCUACUCAAUGCUACCAUUUCAUUUAGCCUAUCAGCACAGUGCUCAACUAAAGUAAAUACAUGCACACAUACACAAACAUUGCACUAUGACACACACCCACUUCCUUAAAGGACAAAGGGAAACCUUUAAAAACAAAUCCCUCUAUCGAACAUGAUUUUACAACAUGCACCCUAUUUAAAGUACAGUAUGUUUCAAUUUUAGAUGAACUCGGAAAAGAAAAUGCUCGUAACCACUGACCUCACUAAAUAACUGGACUGCCUGGCUGUCAAUCACAUGGUCAGGGACUCUGAUUGGCUGAGAGCUGACGAUUUCAUCAUCCACUUGAAACACAUCAAAGUGCCUCGGUGUCCCCUUUACAUGCAAUUCAGGGUCUUCACUUCAUGUAUAAGCUACAGAAAAUAUGUACAAUAUGUAUCAUGGGCUUGGCAAACAACAUAUGAGCAACUGCAAACAUCAUAUUUAAAGAUAGAUGUUAUCCAGACGUAUCGCACUCAUACUGUGUGUGUGUUUGUGUGUGUGUAUAUAUAUAUGGACAUAUGUAUAGUUCUUCCGCUGUGAAAUUAGCUCUAUGGCAGUCUAGUUAUUUUUUGACCUUUGACCUGGGUCAGUGAUGCCAUCGGAAAACGUCCAAACAUAUGAAACCCAAAAACAUCAGAUCAUCUCGUCAGAACCAACAGGACUGUCGGGUCAGGUCAGUUCAGAUCAAAAACAGGACACAAAUACACCUUUAGAACAGAAACAGAGAGAAAACAAAUUCUCUUUGUUGAAAAGUGUUAUUAUUGAGAGAGAGAGAGAGGGGUAAAAAAAAAAAUUAUAUGUGGACUGAGCCGUGUGCAAUGUGUUGGGUAGAUAUCUGUGUUUGUCUUCAGAUUUUUAAGAAAGCAAAGGAAGUGAAAAAAAGACAAAAAAAAAAAAGAAAAAAGGUUGAAGUCUGCAAGCUCCUGGACUCUAAACACGAGGGCCACAAAAAGAAUCCCAGUCUCUGUAAGCGUUAAAGCGGGGAAGUUAAUUUUUACUUUUCAAUUAUCUUUUUUAAUGUUUUAUUUGUAAGCUUUUGUUUUUAAACUAUUUUAGGCGUGGGGGCCGAAGGAACGAUUUUACAAAAGCAAAUGUAUGGCAACAACAACAAAAUACUGGUGCUUCUGUUACUCAAGCGCAAAUAAUACCACACCAGAACGAGACAAGUUUAACGAGCCUCUGUUUCUUUCUUCUUCUCUUUUGUAUUUACCUAGGGGGUUCAUAUUUUUAUAUAUAUAUAUAUAUAUAUUUUGGUUCUGACAAAAGGCAUUUUACUACAACCUUUAAGAGAGCAAUGCCCCUUCUUACUCUUAGAUAAAUGGUGCAUUCAAGUUUAAGUUGGUCAGAAAGAUUGUAUUUAAGUUGAAUGCCGUAAUGAAUGCAGCAUCUGUAAUUAGUGGUUAGGUUGUUAAAAUGAAACUCAUUUUUUCCAUUUACAAUAAAGUUGCAUAAUAAAUUAUGAUAGUACUCCACCGUUGCAAUAUAAUGCAUAACAAUUGCACCUUCAUAAACUGAAUAAAAACACACGAUACAAAUUAUGUUAUUUUGGAGUUAAAAAUGACUUUGCAACUCAUAAAUACACACUUCCCAGGAGGACUUGAAUGCACCUAAAUACCUGAUGAAUAUGCAGAAAGGCGUGUUUUGAUUGGAGGAAUGGCCAAAAUGAAGCAUCACAACUAGAGGGUUUGUCACACGCAAUUAGAUCACGUUUGCUCCAAAUCUCUGCUUCCUUUAGAUGAGAUCGUGUUGAUGUUAAUGUUAACGUGAGUAGGGUUUCAUUAGUCGUAGUUUAGAGCACACAAGGUUCGAGUUGAGAGGCAAAAAAAAAUAAUCAGUGUGCCACGGCUGCCCCGUAUCGUCCUGGAAACAAUUCCUGUAUGUAAAUGAGCUCCCAUAGUGUUCGUGCUGUAGUGUAUAGGUGAGCAUUUAAAGGUUGUCCCAUUCAAAGUGCCUUUUGUUCACAGACACCAUCUUGUAAAUGAUGAACACCCGUCUCUCCUCUUUCUGAGCUUUCUCAAGCUGUAUUCACAGUAUAUAGUACUACAAGAAAAUGGAUGUGAUUUCGUUCUUUUUAUUGUACAAUGAUGAAAAAAAAGUUUAAAAAGCAAAAAAAAAAAAAAAAAUGGGUCCCUUUUUCUCUGUACCUCUGUCUUUAUUAGUCUCGCGCUCUUGGCACCGUAGAUGUCUAUCCUUAUCUUUCCUCCCUCUUUUGAUGAAAGAGUUGGAAAAAAAAAGUUGAAUCUUUUUCUCUUGAGCAAGAUGUUGUAAACUCUAAUGUUAUAUCCCUGUCUGUAUGCUUCACAUGUUUAUAUCAUACACGUCUCGCUCUUCGGUCAAACGCAGUGGGCUCUGAGUACUAACUGACCCGGGACCGCCCCGCUCACCCUCCCUUCAUCUGAGACCAGCAGUACCGGUGUGUUUUAGGAAGCGGUGCGGUCCUGGUGCCAGAUCUGUUUGGCUGUCGGUGGAGAGCACUGGACCAGAAGAUGCACAGUAGCUCUGUCGUGUUUGUUUGUGUUGUAUUUAUUUCCAUUAGUCUCGCUUUUGACUCUGCAAUUAAAGCACCUUUUUAGUGGUUGUUUGAGGCCAGCUGUUUAAAGAACUUGACUGAUGAUUUGCUAAUUGCACCUUAUGCACCGUUUAAAACCGUGCACUAAGAAUAAAAUGCCCUGCAUUUAGAAGGACUGAUCCAGAUGUGGCGGCAGCUUUGUUGUCAAAUCCCAGCUGCUCCACUUAAAAUACUUCAAGCCAUGCAUUUUUGUAAGCACCAUAUUAAUCAUAGAUAGUCGAUGUUUCAGCAGUGAACAUUUUUUAUCGGAUAUAAAAAUAGACAAAAGUAAAUGUUGCAUGAAAAGGAUGAUAACUACAAAGUUUUAAUAAUCAUUCUAAUUCUAUAAGAAUAGAGAAGUCCACACUUAUUUACGUCAAUUAUUUUUUAAGAAUUUUUAAAUAUUUUAAUUAAUGUGCAUUAAUUUUUACAUGCACACCAUGAUGAAGUGAUUAAGAGUUAGUAGCACUAAAUUCUGAAUUAUUAAUCAUCCCUCUGGUUUGUGUCAGGAUUAUGAAAAUUUAGUUGCAUUUAUUUAUUCAGAAUCUGCCCCAAUUUGCAGCUGUACACGUUUUUUUAAAUAUCUACUGUCGAUGUGGUUUUGAUUUGCUUGUGUUUUAGUACAGCGUCUCUGAUCCAGCGCCCUCCACAGAGCCUUUGGCAAUCUGCAUGUGUUAUUUACAGAUUCUUUUCCAUUAUAAAAAACUAAAAUGUUUGUAAAGAGCAGCACCUGAUUGAAUAAAUGAUGUUCUUGACUGUA
Molecule: messenger RNA, 7834 nt
Organism: Carassius auratus (goldfish)
Lineage: Eukaryota; Metazoa; Chordata; Actinopteri; Cypriniformes; Cyprinidae
Product: nuclear factor 1 X-type-like
Exons: 13
Coding region: 1234-2832 (532 amino acids)
Biological process (GO): regulation of transcription by RNA polymerase II
Cellular component (GO): nucleus
Molecular function (GO): RNA polymerase II cis-regulatory region sequence-specific DNA binding; DNA-binding transcription factor activity, RNA polymerase II-specific
Source: RefSeq, a predicted model, not a curated record